Messenger RNA from Nycticebus coucang (slow loris), 3813 nucleotides. RefSeq names its product Bardet-Biedl syndrome 10 (gene BBS10). The transcript has 3 exons. The record is from RefSeq and is a predicted model, not a curated record. Lineage: Eukaryota; Metazoa; Chordata; Mammalia; Primates; Lorisidae. Gene Ontology annotation, molecular function: ATP-dependent protein folding chaperone; ATP binding. Gene Ontology annotation, biological process: chaperone-mediated protein complex assembly. Bases 1 to 2391 code for a protein of 796 amino acids.
AUGUGGAGAAAGAACACGCGUGAAUCCAAGGCAGAGGUUGUCCCACCUUCCCACGUGCCCCGUCACUGUCCUGACUUGGGAGGGACGUGGCGGGGGCUCUGGGGGUCGGCGACUGGCGGAAGUGCAGUCGGCUCGCCCAAUCCGGAAGCCGUGCUACCCGCGCUUCCGCUCCGGCUUCCGGUUCAUCCUUGUCCCUUCCGCUUCCGGGCGCGCCGCGCCUGUGUGGCGUCCUGCGAGCUGCGACUGGAAGUGGCCCAGGUUCGAGGUUCUAUGGCCGCCGCAGGGUCUGUGAGAGCGGCCUUGCAGGUGGCCGAGGUGCUGGAAACCAUCGUGAGCUGCUGCGUUGGUCCCGAGGGGCGGCAGGUUUUGUGCACGAAGCCCACUGGCGAGGUGCUGCUCACUCGGGACGGAGGCCGCCUCCUGGAGGCGCUGCACUUAGACCAUCCCAUGGCCAGGAUGAUAGUGGCCUGUGUUUCCAGUCAUCUCAAAACAGCAGGAGAUGGUGCUAAAACAUUUAUCAUCUUUCUUUGCCAUUUACUUAGAGGACUUAAUGCAAUCACAGACAGAGAAAAGGAUUCUUUGAUGUCUGAAAAUACUCAAACUCGUAGAAGGCAUUGGAAAAACUGUUGUCAGUGGAAAUAUAUUUCUCAAACUCUUCUAAUGUUUCAGACACAAAUAUUAGACUGUAUCAUUGACCAGUAUUUAAGUAGACACUUUCUGUCUAUCUUUUCUUCUGUUAAAGAGAGAACAUUGUCUAGGAGUUCUCUAGAAUGGCUCUUAGAAGCAUACUUCUGUGGAAGAGUGGGAAGAAAUAAUCAGAAAUUUAUUUCGCAAUUGAUGUGUGACUAUUUUUUCGAGUGUAUGACUUAUAAAAGUGGAAUUGACGUAUUUGAGUUAGUGGAUGACUCUUUUGUAGAGCUGAAUGUGGGUGUCACUGGCCUUCCUGUUUCAGAUUCCAGAAUAGUGGCUGGUCUUGUGCUUCACAGAGAUUUUUCUGUGUAUUGCCCAGCAGAUGGUGACAUAAGAACAGUGAUAGUAACAGAAACUCUUCAGCCUCUUUUUUCAACUUCUGGAUCAGAGUUUAUUCUAAAUUCAGAAGCACAAUUUCAAACAUCUCAAUUUUGGAUUGUGGAAAGGACAAAAUCAAUAAUGAAACAUUUACAUAGUCAGAAUGUAAAAUUGCUGCUAUCUAGUGUUAAACAACCAGAUUUAGUUAUUUAUUCUGCGAGACUGAGUGGCAUAUCAGUGGUAGAGUGUCUAUCAUCAGAAGAAAUUUCUCUUAUCCAGAGGAUCAGUGGUCUUUCUCCAUUUGUACUACCACAGGGCUCUUCACAGUGUGAAAUCUCUAACACCACUUUAUUGAAAUUUUGUAGACCCCUCAUCCUUAGAUCCAAAAGGUAUGUUCAUCUUGGCUUAACUAGCACAUGUGCAUUUAUGCCACACUGCAUAGUUCUUUGCGGACCAGUGCAAGGUCUUAUUGAACAACACAAAGAUGCUUUACAUGGAGCAUUUAAAAUGCUCCGGCAGUUAUUUAAAGACCUUGAUCUAAAUUACAUGACCCAAGCCAGUGACCAGAAUGAUGCUUCAAGCCCUCUUAUUUAUAAGAAUAGCAGAGAGAGUAAUCAGUUACAAGAACGUGGUAAUGGCUCACUCCAAAGACCAUGCCCGAAAACAGUUGUAAAGAACAAAAAUAAACUGGAAAAAGCUCAAAUGUAUUUAAAAGUAAUUUCAAAUGUAGAAUUAGAAACAUGUAUUCCAUGUUCAACAGUAAAACUGACACCAACAAAUACAUUCCAAAGACAUCAAACACUUAGAUGUUUGAUAAUUGAUGACUGUGAACCAUUAAUUGAGAGUAAUUCCACUGCUCAUUCAACAACAGAAAACACUAGAAUAGACAUUUCUUGUGAAAAUUUAGAAAUUGCUGGAAAGGGGAGCACGUUAGCAAUGAGAUGUAAGUUACUGGAUAUGUGUACUCCCCAGAGUUACCAUUCCUCAGCUAUGCCAGCAGGUUGUGUUUUGCCAGUAGGUGGUAAUUUUGAAAUCUUGUUACAUUAUUAUCUUCUCAAUUAUGCCAAGAAAUGCCAGCAGUCAGAAGAAACGGUGGUUAGUAUGAUAAUAGCUAAUGCACUUUUAGGCAUUCCAAAAAUCCUUUAUAAAUCUAAGAAAGGAAAUGACAGUUUUCCACAAGUAUACAUAAGAGCUCUCCAAGCACUACAAACCAGCCAACCUGUGGGAAGCAGUCAGACGGGUUUGGAAUCAGUAAUUGGCAAAUACCAACUACUAACUUCAGUUCUUCAGUGUUUGUCAAAAAUAUUAACCAUUGAUUUGGUAAUCAACAUUAAGAGACAACCUCAGAAAGUUCGAGGUGAAGAUUCAGAAGAUGAACUAUAACAUCAGAAUUUUUUUAUUAAUCAAACUUUUUUCUUUGAGUCAGGGUUUUGCUCUGUCACCCAGACUAGAGUGCAGUUGCAUCAUUAUAGAUCACUGUAACCUCAAACUCCUAGACUCAAGGGAUCCUCCUGCCUCAGCCUCCCAAGUAGCUGAGGGUAUAGGCAUACUCCUCCAUUUUCAACUAACUUUUCUAUUUUUUUGUAGAGAUGGGGGUCUUUGUAAGUCUUUAUAAGAAGUACGCUAAAGCCACUAGGCCAUUCAGAUAGAAAUACUAAAUUAUUUUAUGGAAUAAAACUAAUGGGGAAAUCCUUCAGGUGGGAGAAGUUAAGGUUUAGUUAAGUGUGUCCAUUUCCCCUUUUAGGUCUCUGAGUCUCAGUUCUGUGUUAGUCUGCACAGGCUCAGGGGAGAGCAUUUUUAUAUACAAUAGCUCCUUUUUACCCUUCUGUAUCUUUUUGCUCCAGCUCACCUUUUCUACCUUUAUAUAUUUGGUUCAUGGAAUCAUUUACUCUCAGGCUUGAAUGGGGUCUUCAAAUGCCCUCUUGGUUUAAUUGUUUAUAAUGUAAAUAUUUGUUUUAUUUAUACUAAUUUUUCCCUACUCAUAAUGUGUAAAGCAAUAAAGAAAUCUCAAUUUUUUUUCAAAAAGUGUAUAAAUUAGGUUUUCUUUUAUGUCCCCCUUGGUUUAUUACCAUUUUACUUGGAAAAACUUGAAUACAUUUUCACCAUCCAUCUGCCAUUGAAUAGAUGUGACCAGAAAUAUGACUGUGCAUUAUGAACUCCUUUCUUCUUUGUACUUAGAAGUUAAUACCAGAAAGGAUAUGAAAUUCAUACUUUGAUUUUCUCCUGGUUCCUAAAAGCUUGUAAAGAUACUUUAUGUAUUUCCUGGUUUUCCAUGUAUUUGUUGCAUAGCCAGAAUUCCCUGGUAACAAAUUUGACAAUUUUUAUUUCUAAUGUGAAUUUACAAAUAUUCUUAUUUUAAUUGUAAAGCUUAUAAAUGCAGAUAGUAUGUGCCUCUAGUUAUGGAUAAGGCCAGUGUCUUCUACUUUUAGUAGUUCUGUAUAACACACAAAAUAGUGCUGUUUAUUUCAAAUAUUCAGAAGUGCUUGCUGAAUGAAAGAAGUGUUGUCUUUAAUCUGUUCCUAAAUUAGUGCUUCCAGUCUACUUAUUCAAGACAUUUGUAUUUACUUGGGUUGGGAUUAAGUUUAGGAAAACAGAAAGAUAAUAUUUUACUUAUAGUUGAGGAAGUAGUGACUAUUAAUGUAUUUGAAAACUGUAACAGCCUAGCAUGAUCUUUGUAUUACCUAUAGUUCUGGGUUUGUUUGUUUGUUUGUUUGUUUUUUAAGAUUUAUGCUAUGAUACAUUAUUUCUGUGGAGAAAAUAAACCGUUUCUUUUACUGAAUUCAUGGAUGAAUAAACCUACUUUAA